ACAGGGUUGGAUGGCUCAGGGCUGGCGCUGAAGCUUAGCAAGGCUGGAGGCCAGUCCCCAAGUCUGCGGGCGUCUGGGCUGCAGCCCAGUAGUCUCAAGGCGGGCAGCGGGGCGACUGGACGGCCAGACAGACUUGCUGGCUGUCUACCUGUUUGGUUUGCUGUGUUCUGUGUCGGCAAUGGCUGCUAGUUUCCAACAGGAAAUCUUGGUGGCUGAGCAAAUUUGUGACCCAGGAAAUAGCAGCUAAAUGUCUGGGAUGCUGACGGGAGGCUGGUGUGUGUUCUAAGGACUGACCUCCGACUUCUGCUCCAGCUCACACCAGGCUAGCAUCUCAUAGUGGCUGGAGGGGCCUUUCCAAAGAGGGGUCCCACCCUCCCUCCAGGACGGUUCUGCCUCCAUCUUCUUGGUCCUGGAGCUGUCCCGCCCACCAUGGAGCCAGACCCCCAGGCGGGAGUGCAGGUGGGCAUGCGUGUGGUGCGCGGCAUGGACUGGAAGUGGGGCCAGCAGGAUGGCGGCGAGGGCGGCGUGGGCACGGUGGUGGAGCUCGGCCGCCACGGCAGCCCCUCAACCCCCGACCGCACGGUAGUCGUGCAGUGGGACCAUGGCACCCGCACCAACUACCGCGCUGGCUACCAGGGCGCGCACGACCUGCUGCUCUACGACAACGCCCAAAUCGGCGUCCGCCACCCCAACAUCAUCUGUGACUGCUGCAAGAAGCACGGGCUGCGGGGCAUGCGCUGGAAGUGCCGUGUCUGCUUCGAUUACGACCUCUGCACGCAGUGCUACAUGCACAGCAAGCACGACCUGGCCCAUGCCUUCGAGCGCUACGAGACGGCCCACUCGCGACCGGUAAUGCUGAGUCCCCGCCAGGGCCUCCCAAGGAUCCCGUUGAGGGGCAUCUUCCAGGGGGCAAAGGUGGUACGGGGCCCCGACUGGGAGUGGGGCUCACAGGACGGAGGGGAAGGGAAGCCAGGCCGAGUGGUGGACAUCCGUGGCUGGGAUGUGGAGACGGGCCGGAGUGUGGCCAGUGUGACGUGGGCCGAUGGCACCACCAAUGUGUACCGCGUGGGCCACAAGGGCAAAGUGGACCUCAAGUGUGUGGGCGAGGCGGCCGGCGGCUUCUACUACAAGGAGCACCUCCCAAGGCUCGGCAAGCCAGCAGAGCUGCAGCGCAGGGUGAGUGUGGACGGCCAGCCCUUCCAGCACGGGGACAAGGUUAAGUGUCUGCUGGACCCAGACAUCCUGAGGGAGAUGCAGGAAGGCCACGGCGGGUGGAACCCCAGGAUGGCGGAGUUUAUCGGACAGACGGGCACCGUGCACCGCAUCACGGACUGUGGGGACGUGCGUGUCCAGUUCAGCCAUGAGACCCGCUGGACCUUCCAUCCUGGGGCUCUCACCAAGCACAACUCCUUCUGGGUGGGCGAUGUGGUGCGGGUCAUCGACGACCUCGACACAGUGAAGCGGCUGCAGGCUGGGCACGGGGAGUGGACAGAUGACAUGGCCCCUGCCCUGGGCCGCGUUGGAAAAGUGGUGAAGGUUUUCGGAGAUGGGAACCUGCGUGUGGCAGUCGGUGGUCAGCUGUGGACCUUCAGCCCCUCCUGUCUGCUGGCCUACCGGCCUGAGGAGGAUGCCAACCUGGACGUGGCUGAGCGUGCCAGGGAGAACAAAAGCUCCCUGAGUGUUGCACUGGACAAGCUUCGAGCCCAGAAAAGUGACCCAGAGCACCCAGGGAGGCUGGUCGUGGAGGUGGCCCUGGGCAACAUGGCCCGGUCUCUGGACCUGCUUCGGAGGCACCCAGAGCAGGUGGACACCAAGAACCAGGGCAGGACUGCCCUGCUGGUGGCGGCCUACCUAGGUCAGGUGGAGCUGCUGCGGCUGCUGCUGAAGGCACGGGCGGACGUGGACCUGCCUGAUGACGAGGGCAACACGGCGCUGCACUAUGCAGCCCUGGGGAACCAGCCCGAGGCUGCCCGGGUGCUCCUGAGCUCAGGGUGCGGGGCCAACGCUCUUAAUGGCACCCGGAGCGCAGCACUGCAUGUGGCCGUGCAGAGGGGCUUCCUGGAGGUGGUGAGGGUCCUGUGUGAGCACGGCUGUGACGUCAACCUGCCUGAUGCCCAUGCUGACACGCCCUUGCACUGUGCCAUCUCAGUGGGUGCUGGUGCCAGCGGCAUUGUGGAGAUCCUCACCGAGGUGCCAGCCAUCGAUGUCACUGCCACCAACAGCCAGGGCUUCACCCUGCUGCACCAUGCGUCUCUCAAGGGCCACACGCUAGCCGUCAGGAGGAUUCUGGCACGGGCACGGCAGCUGGUAGAUGCCAAAAAGGAGGAUGGUUUUACAGCAUUGCACCUGGCUGCCCUCAACAACCACCGGGAGGUGGCCCAGAUUCUCAUCCGAGAGGGCCGCUGUGAUGUGAAUGUUCGAAACCGUAAGCUCCAGUCUGCACUGCACCUGGCCGUGCAGCAGGCCCACGUGGGGCUGGUGCCGCUGCUGGUGGACGCUGGCUGCAGCGUCAAUGCCGAGGACGAGGAGGGGGACACAGCCCUGCACUUGGCACUGCAACGUCAUCAAUUGCUGCCCUUAGCAGCUGAUGGGGCCGGGGGGGACCCGGGGCCCUUACAGCUGCUGUCCAGGCUACAGGCCUCAGGCCUGCCGGGCAGCGCGGAGCUGACGGUGGGCGCGGCGAUGGCCUGCUUCUUGGCGCUGGAGGGCGCCGAUGUGAGCUACUCCAACCACCGCGGCCGGAGCCCGCUGGACCUGGCCGUCGAGGGUCGCGUGCUCAAGGCCCUGCAGGGCUGCGCCCAGCGCUUCCGGGAGCGGCAGGCAGGCGGCCCCGGGGGCGCGGCCCCGGGCCCGAGGCUGGCGCUCAGCACGCCCAACACCGUGACGAACCUGCACGUGGCCGCGCCGUCGGGGCCCGAGGCCGCCGAGUGCCUGGUGUGCUCGGAGCUGGCGCUGCUGGUGCUGUUCUCGCCGUGCCAGCACCGCACCGUGUGCGAGGAGUGCGCGCGCAGAAUGAAGAAGUGCAUCAGGUGCCAGGCGGUCAUCGGCAAGAAGCUACGCCCAGACGGCACGGAGGUGGCCAGCGCGGCCUCCGCGCCCGGCCCGCCGCGGCAGCUGGUGGAGGAGCUGCAGAGCCGCUAUCGGCAAAUGGAGGAGCGCAUCACCUGCCCUAUCUGCAUCGACAGCCACAUCCGCCUCGUGUUCCAGUGCGGCCACGGCGCGUGCGCGCCCUGCGGCGCCGCGCUCAGCGCCUGCCCCAUCUGCCGCCAGCCCAUCCGCGACCGCAUCCAGAUCUUCGUGUAGCCUGGCCGCGCCCCGUCUCGCUCCGGAGCCGCGUCCCGCGUUCUUCUUCUCAAGCUGCCCCCCACCCCGUGUUUUAUAAAAAGAUUGUCGGACUUUGCCGCCUGGUGCCUGCC
This is a messenger RNA of Equus quagga, 3416 nucleotides long. RefSeq names its product MIB E3 ubiquitin protein ligase 2 (gene MIB2). The record is from RefSeq and is a predicted model, not a curated record. Lineage: Eukaryota; Metazoa; Chordata; Mammalia; Perissodactyla; Equidae. Gene Ontology annotation, molecular function: zinc ion binding; ubiquitin-protein transferase activity; protein binding. Gene Ontology annotation, cellular component: cytoplasm. The transcript has 21 exons. The coding region runs from base 430 to 3303 and encodes 957 amino acids. Gene Ontology annotation, biological process: protein ubiquitination.